AGUAGGAAGAAGAUGCCGACGGGGUUCAGGCGCUGGAUCUGUUGCAUAACGGAGAGCGUAUCGCAUCUCGCAAGGUUUAUGUGGAAGAAGAAGAAGAUGGUCGCCAUCGUUACAGCACCGAUGGGAAUGUUCAUAUAGCAACACCAGCGCCAGGUGCUGGCGCGCCGCCAACGAUCGGCCCCAGCACAGCAAAAACCCCAAAGCUCAUGCCAAAUACCGCCAUGUACAUCGGCACCUAACUCAAUGGCACAAGUUCAACAAUGACCAUCAUGCCGUUCUGGAAGACUCCCGCCGAUCCAAUGCCGACAACGGCGCGACCCACAAUGAACGCCACAGACGACGGAGCGGUGCCGCACACAGCGUUGCCAAUCUCGAAGAUCAGAUGGAAGUCAGGGACACCAUUUUCGUGCUGUACAGUUGGUAGAUACGGCCGAAGAUAGGGUUGAAACAGGCACCGGUGAGCAGGUAGGCGGAGUCGUACCAGCUGAUGUCAGUAAUGGAGGUGAAGCUGUAUGUAAGCGCGGGGAAAGUGACGGCAUUGAUUGUGCGGCCCUAGGUGGGUGUUCGUGUUGUGAUUUUUGGCAGGAUAAUUUGCUUAAAAUGGUCGAUAUUAGACGGACAUUUGAAAAGUGCUUGUUCAGUUGUGUGAUGGAUGGACUCUAGGAUCGAACGAGCGAGAUUGUGGACGUAGCAGUGCGACCAGAAGGACAGACACAUACGUCCCAUGGUGAAAAACUCGAUGGAUUUGGGGUUGAACUUGGUAACGCC
This is a messenger RNA of Didymella exigua CBS 183.55, 768 nucleotides long. RefSeq lists its product as uncharacterized. The transcript has a single exon. The coding region runs from base 261 to 440 and encodes 59 amino acids. The record is from RefSeq and is a predicted model, not a curated record. NCBI's taxonomy places the organism in Eukaryota, Fungi, Ascomycota, Dothideomycetes, Pleosporales, Didymellaceae.